Messenger RNA from Glycine soja, 1953 nucleotides. RefSeq names its product probable L-cysteine desulfhydrase, chloroplastic. Lineage: Eukaryota; Viridiplantae; Streptophyta; Magnoliopsida; Fabales; Fabaceae. The record is from RefSeq and is a predicted model, not a curated record. The coding region runs from base 280 to 1620 and encodes 446 amino acids. The transcript is spliced from 2 exons.
GGUGUGUGACAGAAACCAUUGAAUUUUGCAAGCAUAAAAACGAAAAGAUGGCAAAUGGAUUGCAAUGAUACCCUGCACCAACUCUACAAAUAUGAAUAAUAAUAAUAAGAAGAAGAAAACAGCAGCAUCCAUAAAAGGGGUUCUUUAAGCUGGUUGGUUCUUUCCCCGCUUUUAUAUUCCUAAUUAUUUCCCAUGUCACUAUGUUGUGCAAUGAAAGAUAAUUAAUAUCACCACACUUUGUCCACAUUCUCAUUCUCCUCACUCCCAUCAUCUUUUCCAAUGGCCUCCAACGGCGACGCCGUUCAUCCCCACCCUUCCAAAAAGAUCAAACUCUUCAGCAAUUCCAUUAACUCAACUAAUUCCUCGUUUAUCACCCAUGCCGAGAUCGAAUCGGAAUUCUCCCACCACCACCCCACGGUGGCGCGCCUCAACAACGGCGCCUUCGGGUGCUGCCCGGCUUCCGUGAUCGCCGUGCAGCGCGAGUGGCAGAUGAAGAACCUCCGGCAACCGGACCACUUCUACUUCAACGACCUCAAGAAGGGACUCCUUCACUCCCGCACCAUCAUCAAGAACCUCGUCAACGCCGAACACGUGGACGAGAUCUCCCUCGUCGACAACGCCUCCACCGCCACCGCCAUCGUCCUCCAGCAAGCCGCCUGGGCCUUCCAGGAAGCAAAAUUCCAGAAAGGCGACGUGGUCCUCGUGCUCCACUACGCCUACGGCGCCGUCAAGAAAGCCAUCGAGGCCUACGUGGUGCGCGCCGGAGGCACCGUUAUCGAAGUCCCCCUCCCCUUCCCCGUCACCUCCAACGACGACGUAGUCAACGAAUUCCGAAAAGCCCUUGAGAGGGGCAAGUCCCGAGGCAACAGAAUUCGCUUAGCGGUUAUCGACCACGUGACUUCCAUGCCCAGCGUGGUCAUCCCCGUUAAGGACUUGGUUAAAAUCUGCAGAGAGGAGGGUGUGGAGCAGGUAUUCGUGGACGCGGCACACUCGAUUGGGUGCACGCGCGUGGACAUGCAGGAGAUCGGAGCGGACUUCUACACCAGCAACUUGCACAAGUGGUUCUUCUGCCCUCCCUCCGUGGCGUUCCUCUACGCACGUGCCUCCUCUAAGGCACGUGACCUGCACCAUCCCGUGGUGUCGCACGAGUACGGGAAGGGGUUGGCCGUGGAGAGCUCGUGGACCGGGAACAGGGACUACAGCGCGCAGCUGGUGGUUCCGGCGGUUAUGGAGUUCGUGAAAAGGUUCGAGGGUGGGAUUGAAGGGAUCAGAAAGAGGAACCAUGAUUUGGUUGUUGAGAUGGGGGAGAUGCUGGUGGAGGCUUGGGGGACCCACCUUGGGAGUCCUUCGCAUAUGAGUGCUAGCAUGGUGAUGGUGGGUUUGCCUCCUUCUUUGGGUAUUGGGAGUGACUCUGAUGCUCAAAAGCUUAGGACCCGUUUGAGGGAUGAAUUUGAUGUUGAAGUACCAAUUUAUUUUCGUGGUGGGGAAGAUGGCUCUGUUACUGCGUAUGCACGAAUUUCUCGUCAGGUUUACAACAAGGUUGAGGACUAUUAUAAGUUCAGGAAUGCGGUUAAUCAACUUGUGCAAGAUGGGUUUACUUGUGCUCUUCUUUCGGCUUGAAAUUGGGGUAGCCUAUGCUCUGCUCUUAGUUUUAAUUAACUCCUCAAUAACAUAUUCGUCCAUUUUAUAUGUGGGAUACUAUUUGCAAAUGUUGAGUUUGCACUUUGCUGAUUGCGCUAUUUUGCCCGGUCUGUUGAAAAUUUCAUUGUCUAUAUAUCCAAGUAUUUGAGUGGACAUUUGUUGUUUAACAUUUUGACUACUCGUUUCUGCAAUAUUGCACCAUCAGUACUGUAGUGGUCUGGUGGUUGCUUCUUUGAUAUUUUACAACAUUGCUGCUGAAGCACAAAUAAACACUCAUGAUAUCCAUAGGUUUACACUAUUUUGGGUGUAUAA